Molecule: messenger RNA, 2360 nt
Organism: Phoenix dactylifera (date palm)
Lineage: Eukaryota; Viridiplantae; Streptophyta; Magnoliopsida; Arecales; Arecaceae
Source: RefSeq, a predicted model, not a curated record
GGCGAGUUUUAAAAAAUCAGGGGAGAGAAGUCGGGUCGCAUGAGAGGAAUCUUCUGGAACGACAGACCGACAAAAAAGUGGUCGCUAAUGUGUGCUCUUGCCUCCCCCCCCUCUUCCCUUCCCCAGCUCGGUCUCGGCCUCGGCCUCGGCCUCGGCCUCUCCCCCUGUAAAGAAAACCCAUCCCGGUAGUUCCUGAUCUCCCGCCCCGAGAAAGCCGAAAAAACUGAAAAUUUGCAGAACCAGUGAUCCAAUCUGACAGGGCCUCGCCCAGAAAUGGAGGAGGAUGCUCAGGAUCAGCACAAUCAAUCCAAUGGUUCAAAUGAUGAUAAUCCAAAUGAUGAUAAUGAAAUCAUCACUGAGAGUUCCGCAGUUGUGCGUGAUGAACCUCUCCGAGAUGACAAAGGUCCCCCAAAAGUUGACUCUGAGGUGGAGGUCCUUCACGAAAAAGUCAAGAAGCAAGUUGUUAAGGAGGGUCAUGGUCAAAAGCCAGCAAAAUUUGCGACAUGCUUUUUACACUAUAGGGCAUGGGUCGAAAACUCUUCACACAAAUUUGAAGAUACGUGGCAGGAACAGCGACCAGUUGAACUUAUCUUGGGAAAAGAAAAAACAGAAAUGACGGGGUUGGGCAUAGGUGUGGCAAGCAUGAAGAGCGGAGAGCAUGCGCUGUUACAUGUGGGUUGGGAACUAGGCUAUGGAAAAGAAGGAAGCUUUUCAUUCCCAAAUGUGCCCCCUAUGGCAGACCUUUUGUACGAAGUCGAGCUUAUUGGUUACGAUGAAGCCAAAGAAGGGAAAGCCCGAAGUGACAUGACAGUAGAGGAAAGAAUUCAAGCAGCUGAUGGAAGGAAGAUGGAAGGAAAUUCUUACUUUAAGGAAGAAAAGCUUCAGGAGGCUAUGCAGCAGUAUGAAAUGGUUGUCAACUAUAAGUCACCUGGCUUUGUUCAUAUUUGUUUUCUUUUAUUAUUUUCAGUUUUGCAGGAAGUCAUAAUGAAUGUUUCCUUCUUUUGUCAGGCAAUAGCAUAUAUGGGUGAUGACUUCAUGUUCCAAUUAUUUGGAAAAUACAGGGACAUGGCCUUGGCUGUGAAAAAUCCAUGUCAUCUUAACAUGGCUGCGUGCUUAAUUAAGCUAAAUCAAUACGAAGAAGCCAUUGGACAAUGUAGUAUUAGACCUGAUAAAUAGGUGAUUCCUAUAUGCACGUCAUAUUGGAAGCUGCAUGUCAUAUUUGAAGCUAUGUUUUCCUUUUUCCUUUUAGAUAUUAUCAUGUAGUUUGUCUUUCCUUUUCAAGUUUUUCUAUUAAAAUUCACUCACUAUCUCUUUCCUAAAACAAGAGUUCUUCUCUACUCCCAUGGAGCAGUGGCAUAAGGUAAUUUUAUUUUCAAGCAUUUUGUACAAAUUGUAGAGUGUUGACAUCAUGUUGGAAACUUGUUGCAAAUUGUUCUCAAAAUUCAAAAAAGUAUACUAUGAAUCAAUAGGCUGACCACAUGUAAAUGGGACAAAGUUUGUUUUUUGAUGUUAACCUAAAUGCUUUAUGGGAAUGUUGAACAAUAAGAUGGGCACAGACAUGUUCACUAGGUUUUGCAAAGCUAUGAGUAUUGAAUUGUACAUGUGACAAACAAAACUGGAAUGAUAAAUUAAAACGCUCAAGGAAGCUUAUAUGUUACUCCAGAUGGAUUUGAAGUGAUGAAGAACUCUUUGAACUUGUGCAAGGAAAAACUAGAGAAGGCCUUGGUAGGGUUUGGAAGAGGGUAGACUUACAUAAACCUUGAUGAAGUUGUAAGAUUGGAAUUGGAAUAUCCGUAUCUGUUGAGGGUGUGAACUUUAAUAGGAGUGAGUCCCCAGUGUGGUAAACCUCUUCAGAUAUUGGCUAUUGUAAUCUUUUAGAACUUGAUUUUCCUUUUCUCUUGUAUACCUUAUGAGAAAGGAAAUUUAUGAAAUUUACGGUUCAAUCUUUUAUGGUUUUCUUUUCAACCUUGUUGCCUAUUUUACAUGAUAGUUUUGAUUUUGGAAAGCCGGUGUUGGUUGGCUCUAUAAAGUAUUCUGUCACCACUCUGCAAGAAUGAAGGAAUGUUUUACAUUAUACUCUCUAAGUUGGGCAUCUGAGGGCUGUGCUAUUUUAGUUUUUCUUUACAUGAAGGGUGUCUUGAUCUUGAAAUGAUAAAUUUGUAAAUGUUGUGCACUGAUUAGAGUUUUCUUGCUAUUGAGGUUUAGAGUAUCUUCUUUUGUCCGAAUGUCUUUUAGGACCAAGAAAUUCACGUUAACAGAUGUCAUGUUGAGAUAAAUCUGUUAUUUCACUAAGUUUGUCAAGUGUAAUGGGCUCUCAGGUAUUAUCUGAAGAUGAAAACAAUGUGAAAGCGUUAUACAGA